AUGGCUUUCCUGGCGACCGCGCGCACUACGGUGGACCGCAUCUAUGUGUGGAGCAAUAGGCAGCCCUGGCUCUUCAUCCGCCGGGGACUCUGGGUGCUGACCUUCGGCUGGGCGCUGUGCGUGCUCUAUUUGCUGUUUGCGGCGGUCAUGCUGGUGUCCAUCAUUUUUGCGCCAUUCUCGUACCAAGCCUUCCGCAUGGCGCUGCUGGCCCUGGAUGGCGGCAUCAUCCUGGAGCCCUUCAGCCAGUACAUCGUGUUAUCGCUGGAGGUGCGCCUGGUGGCGGGGGCGCCCGCAUGGGGCAACCCGGCGCACCCCUACACCAUCUGUGCCAACGGGGUGUGGUGCGUGCUGUUUGGUUGGCAGAUGGCGCUGGCCCACCUCACGGCCGCCCUGUUCCAGGCGCUGACCGUCAUUGGCCUGGGCACGGCACUGACCAACGUGCAGCUAGCGCAGUUUGCCAUAUGGCCCUUUGGCCGCUCGUUGCGCCGCCGCCAGCUUCCCACUUCGCUGACGGAGCUGGAGGCCCAGCGGGCCAAUGCGUCGAUGGAGUCCAGCACAGCCAGGGCGCUGGGCUGGGUGUGA
This is a messenger RNA of Chlorella variabilis, 582 nucleotides long. RefSeq lists its product as hypothetical. The record is from RefSeq and is a predicted model, not a curated record. The coding region runs from base 1 to 582 and encodes 193 amino acids. The transcript has 3 exons. NCBI's taxonomy places the organism in Eukaryota, Viridiplantae, Chlorophyta, Trebouxiophyceae, Chlorellales, Chlorellaceae. Gene Ontology annotation, cellular component: plasma membrane.